AUGGCAGCAGUGGAGGAAAUAGGCCGCAGCAGCAGCAGCAGCAGCUUGUUGUCUCUCGCGGACCUUCUUGACUCAGCAGCAGACUACAUGGACCGCCUAGUGGCAAACAACAACUCAGGUCCCGGUUCGAUCUACUCAGGCGACGCCGGGGUAGCUUACGCCCUUAUCAGGAAGGCGGAGAGGAUCUUGGCAGCAGCUGAGUCGGAGCGGCGGCGGUCCGGCAUUUCCUAUGAAGACGAAGGCGAGAGGGGCGAAAGCACAGCAGCAGCAGCAGCAGCAGCAGCAGCAGUGUGGCCGUCGCAAGAAGCCUCGCGGGAGGAUGCUGCAGUGCCGCCUCUCGCAGAGCAAGCCUUGAAUGAAGCCCUUGCCAUUUUGUCUGCAGGAUAUGGGGUGGAGGCUGCUGGCUCUUCAGCAGCAGAAGCAGCGGAAGCAGCAGAAAAAUCCCUGCGCCGCCGCUUCACCUUUCUGCAGGGGCAAGUUGGCCGUUUGGCGCUGACUGCGGUGGCCCUUCAUCUUCUGAAGAGAGAGCAGGAAGCGUUCCUGGUGCUGCGUCGCCUGGCAGCAGCUGCUGCUGCUGCUAUCUCACGCAUGCAGCCAGAGGAGUGCGAGCUGCUGUAUGGACGGGCGGGGCUGCUGUACGCGCUGCUGUUUACUCGAUCUUUGUGGCUGCCGCCUCCCCCUCCCCAAUAUCGUUCUUUCUUUUCCGAUUUGGUGAGAAGGCAGUCGCAAGAAGACGGGAAACAAGACGCAGCAGAAAGCACGCAGGAUUGCUCAGCCGGGCUCUUCAGAGACUGUGAUGAAGGUAUUCAAACCACCACAGCCAGCAGCAGCAGGAAAAGCAGCAGCAGCCAGAGUAGUCUGCAGGAGGUUUACCUGCGAGCUGCUUCCACAGUGUCUGUCGGUGUGGGCAGCGGCCGCAUCCCGUGGCCUCUUUCGCUGAACUACGGUGGCUCUCUCCGACUUGGCAGCAGCGGCAGCAGCAGCUAUAAGGGCAGCGGCAGCAGCAGGAGCCACAAGAGUGGCGGCAGCAGCAGCAGCAUUGACGGCGGCCUCCAAGAGUCCGCAUCGGGCUGGCCGGAGGAACUCCCUGAGGAGCAGCAGGCAACGCGCGUGUUGGUUCUGUCUUUGAUAGCGCAGCUAGUGGGGCAGCUGGUGGCUCAUGGUCGGGUGGAAGCUGUAGUGGCAGAGAAGGGGAGCAUCAGAUCUUUAGAGCCGCGUGAGCAGCAGCGCCUGCACUCUUCUGCUGCUUCUGCUUUCACCAAGGCUUCCCCCUUGCCGCUGCUGUAUGAGUGGCACGGCAAGCAGUACUUGGGCGCAGCCCACGGCAUCUGUGGAAUCCUCUUGCAGCUGCAGCAGGCUGUAGACACUCUGUACCACGCGGCUGCGGCGGGCUGCUUCCCUGGUCCGGCGGCGAGGGCCGGCGGGUCUGCUGCGGCAGCAGUUGUUGCAGCUGCAAGGGAGGCAGAGCUGAGCAAGGAAGCAAUCCGGGAGGAAGCAGAGUCAGCUGCUGCGCGGCUGCUUGCCUGCUCUGCUACCGUGUGCAGCGCAAUGCAGCACAGGGAAAGAGAAGAUAUGCCUAUCUUCUGUCCUGCAGCCAGUGCUUUCCUGUGCUGCCAUGACGGGUUGGCUGCUGCUGCUUCACUGCGAGACACGGUGCGCCGUUUGUGUCUUUCUUCUCUGAUGGCGCUGCUGCGCUUCCAUCUCACAGACACAGCAAAUCUCAAGAGCAGCAUCGGCAGCGACCGAGACCUGCUUGUCCAGUGGUGUCACGGAGCCCCUGGACUUGUGCCUCUGAUUUGCUGGGCAGUGGACUUGCACAGAGAAAAGGCGCUGGCGUAUGCCCAGUAUCAGCGGCACCAGCAGGGCUCUCUUAGCAGCGAAAACGGCCUGCUUCCAGAAGAUCGGCCAACGCAGGAGGAGCAGCACCGACAGAAGCAGCGGCAGCAGCAGGAGCAACACAUGCCGAAUUUGUACCGCCGUCGCUCAUCUACCAGCGCAGACGCGGAGCUGAAAUCGAGAGAGAAUUUGGGCUUCUUCAUGGUGUGGCUGGACACAAUGGGAAACAUAACGUGGCAGCGAGGCCUGUUGUGUAAGGGUUUGGGUGUGUGCCACGGCAUAGGGGGCAAUGGCAUGGCUCUUCUAUGCGCCUACAACAGCUCUGGCAACCCUCGGUGGCUGCGUCGCGCGUUGCUGUUUGCCCUGGAAGGCAUUAUUCGGCAUAUGCAGCUGCUGCAUCUGCCUGAUCGGCCUUGGAGUCUUUUUGAGGGAGCCUCGGGCUUUUCGGUCUUUCUCAGGGAUUGCGCGGAGACGCUUUUUGCUGCAUGCACAGGCAGCACUAGGCCCAUCACCGCUUAUUACAUUGGUUACCAGCUUCCACCUUUGCCGUGGGAGCAGUCUGUGCGCGGUGGGUGA
Eimeria necatrix is the source of this 2412-nucleotide messenger RNA. RefSeq names its product lanthionine synthetase C-like protein 1, putative. The coding region runs from base 1 to 2412 and encodes 803 amino acids. Gene Ontology annotation, biological process: carbohydrate metabolic process; peptide modification. Lineage: Eukaryota; Apicomplexa; Conoidasida; Eucoccidiorida; Eimeriidae. The transcript is spliced from 3 exons. The record is from RefSeq and is a predicted model, not a curated record. Gene Ontology annotation, cellular component: plasma membrane.